AUGCCAGACGCAGCACAGAUCAAUCGCUCCAUCAGUACUAUCAGGACGGAACUGGAGUAUCUCGUCUCAAGCGGUGUUUUGGCCCCGCCGCAGUUGCAAUCUAUUCAGGCGCAAUUGCCUCAACCAAACGGCCAACCCUCCCAAUACAUCGAUCCCAAGUAUGUAGAUGGAGGGAACCAAUUUAACCCCGCGCUCGUUGCGCAACAAGCGCAGGAUCCGGCGCAUCCGGCGAAUCCGAAUCAUCCAAAGCAUCACGAAUGGGCGAGUAAGCUAGCGCACAAAUUUGGGAAUGCGGCGGUUUAUGGGGCUGGAGCGACGUUUGGGGCGGAUUUAGUUAAUGAUGCUAUGAGGAAGUUUUGA
Molecule: messenger RNA, 360 nt
Organism: Alternaria triticimaculans
Lineage: Eukaryota; Fungi; Ascomycota; Dothideomycetes; Pleosporales; Pleosporaceae
Exons: 3
Coding region: 1-360 (119 amino acids)
Source: RefSeq, a predicted model, not a curated record